This is a messenger RNA of Penicillium atrosanguineum, 756 nucleotides long. Its product is annotated as SDR family oxidoreductase. Gene Ontology annotation, molecular function: oxidoreductase activity, acting on the CH-OH group of donors, NAD or NADP as acceptor. The coding region runs from base 1 to 756 and encodes 251 amino acids. The transcript is spliced from 5 exons. The record is from RefSeq and is a predicted model, not a curated record. Lineage: Eukaryota; Fungi; Ascomycota; Eurotiomycetes; Eurotiales; Aspergillaceae.
AUGGCCGAAACUUGGGUAGUAGUCGGUGCUUCCAGAGGCAUUGGACUAGAGUUCGUGAAACAACUCUUAGACCUUGGCCAUUUUGUGAUCGCCGGUGUGCGAAGGCCCUCCGGAGCAGAGAAGCUUUCGCAGUUGAUUGCUCAACAACCGGGGUCAGAGCGCUGCUUAGUCGAGCAGUGCGAUGUGACGAGCGAGGAUAGCAUCAAUAACUUUGUGAACAAAGUGAGCGAGGCUACUCAACGCGGGUUGAUUGUGAACAAUGUCGUGCUCAAUGCCGGUGUUCUUAAAUAUCCAAACCGAGCAACAGAAAUAUCCUUUUCGGAUUUUGCCCUUCAUUUGCACACUAAUACCAUCGGUCCGAUUCUAUGCGCCCAGAAACUAAUCAAACUGAAUCCCGACAACCCACCUUCCAAGGUAGUAUUCAUCUCCUCUGAUUCAGGAUCGACUGCCUCGUUUCGCAGCCACGAGGAUGGUUUUGGGGCAUAUGGAGCUAGCAAGGCCGCCCUCAAUCAGAUGCUUAGGCACAUGGCAGCAGAGCUGGAGCGCGGUGGUGGGGGCCGCAGCAAAACCACAAUUCUUGCCAUGCACCCUGGCGAAGUUCAGACUGAUAUGGCCAAUGUUGAGCUUGGAUGGGAAGUAGAUGGAAUGAUUGACCCGCCUGAAAGCGUGGAGGGCAUGCUCAAGGUUAUUAAAGAAAAGGAUGAGAAGGAUAAUGGUACAUUUUGGUGUUGGGAUGGCAGAAUUCAUCCAUGGUAG